AUGGUAUUUAAAUUCUUAACUGUAUCAGAAGACCCAGAUAAUCCAUUAUUGGGAACGAUUAUCUCAUUGCUGCGAUGUGGCGGUCUUUGGGAGAAAGAUCGUUUAAAAAACUUUUUGCAUAAUUUGGUGCAUUUUGUGGCAUUUAUCUUUGUUUUAUCACAAUACGUAGAGCUUUGGGUCAUACGGAACGACCUCGAAAUGGCGAUGAGGAACUUAUCUUUGACAAUGUUGAGCACUGUAUGUGUUUUUAAAGCCUGCAAUUUGGUCUUCUGGCAGAAUACUUGGAAAGAAUUGUUUGAUUAUGUCUCCGAAUUAGAACGUUCGCAAUUAGCCAAGAAAGAUGACACUAUUAACAAAAUAAUAUUUCAAUAUGUAAAGUAUGCUAGAAGAGUGACUUAUCUUUAUUGGAGCUUGGUUACUGCUACUGUUCUAAUAGUCAGCCUCGCUCCACUACUGAUAUACUGGUCCUCUCCUACUUAUCGUCAUAAUAUUAGAAAUGGUACUUUACCAUAUCCAGAAAUAAUGAGCUCUUGGACUCCUUUCGACAGAACACGAGGCAUUGGUUUCUGUGUAGCAACGGUUUACCAGAUGUCUGCUUGUGUAUACGGAGGUAUAGUCGUUGCAAAUUUCGACUCUACAGCUGUAGUAAUAAUGACAUUUUUUGCUGGACAACUAAAAGUGCUUUCUGCAAAUUGCUCACGGCUAUUUGGCGAUGGUAAUGAGCUAAUUAAUUAUGAUGAAACAGUAAAAAGGAUUAGGGAGUGUCAUUUGCAUCAUUUGUACUUGGUAAAAUUUUCAGCAGUUCUGAAUUCAUUACUUUCUCCAGUUAUGUUUCUUUACGUCAUCAUCUGCUCUCUCAUGAUUUGUGCCAGUGCUGCGCAAUUGACCACGGAAGGCACAACUACAGUGCAUCAAAUUUUUUUUUUUUUAUAUCUUAUGGCUCUCAUCGCUCAACUAUUUUUAUAUUGCUGGCAUAGCAAUGACGUGUUCUUUUUGAGUAAUCAAGUGGAUGAUGGAGUGUACAGCAGUGCGUGGUGGUCGCAGAAUGUACGUACACGUAGGAGCCUCCUUCUGCUGGGAGGUCAACUUCGCAAGCCCAUUGUUUUCACAGCUGGGCCAUUCACAAAACUCAAUAUGGCCACAUUUGUUACUAUACUGAAAGGAUCUUACAGUUAUUACACACUAGUAGCGAAGAAAGAAGAUUAA
Molecule: messenger RNA, 1206 nt
Organism: Spodoptera litura
Lineage: Eukaryota; Metazoa; Arthropoda; Insecta; Lepidoptera; Noctuidae
Gene: Or-27
Product: olfactory receptor 27
Biological process (GO): detection of chemical stimulus involved in sensory perception of smell; sensory perception of smell
Cellular component (GO): plasma membrane
Molecular function (GO): odorant binding; olfactory receptor activity
Source: RefSeq, a predicted model, not a curated record